This is a messenger RNA of Tuber aestivum (summer truffle), 882 nucleotides long. The record is from the annotation of a GenBank genome assembly. Lineage: Eukaryota; Fungi; Ascomycota; Pezizomycetes; Pezizales; Tuberaceae.
AGUUUUGCCGCAAAAACAUCCCACCAUCAGAUAAUACUCCACCGAAAUUCGCAAAUCCUACCCGACUCGAAUCUUCCUCGAUGACAACCUCCCUCGGAACCCUCGUAUUCUGCGCCCCCUGCGGCAAUCUCCUGGACCCGCCGGUAUCAUCAUCGGAGCUGACCUGCGAAAUGUGUGGAUACGUAACAACCGGUAACUCCCCCAUCCUCCUUCUCCCCCCCCCCCAUUUCUCCGCCCAAUCCUAAUUUCCUUGCUACGCAGACACCGGCACAAAAUCUGUGACGACAACCUCAAAUCCCCGCGCCUUCCCCUCCUCCUUGCGCCUGAAGAAGUCCGCCUUGCAAGCGCUCGCCGCGGAGGACUUGCAGACAGGGGCUGAAAUUAACCAGGCGUGUCCAGAGUGCGGGAAUGAGAAGAUGUGGUUUUAUACGCUGCAGAUUCGGAGCGCUGAUGAAGGGGUGAGUUUGAAUUUGCCUUUCUUUUGGGUUUGGGAGGGAGGAUGGGGCUGAUGGAGGGGCGGGUUAGGCGACGGUGUUUUAUCGGUGUGAGGCUUGUGGCCAUCGGUUUAAUACUAAUAAUUGAGGAGGGGAAGUAUUUUGUUGGCGAAAUGGAGUUUAUGUGUUAUCUUGGAUCUCCGAGGGGUGUGUGUGUGUAGGAUUGGUGGAUCUGUGAAAGUUGAUAGACUGCUAUAUUAUAAUGAUUUUUUUUCCUGCAAGUUUCAGUUUUUCGUGUUCGAGUGAUUCUCUGUGAUGGCCUUUGAAGGGGGCUUUUGGUUUCUUUGGUUUUCCCUGAGAUACGUUGGUGUAUGAUAUUUCUGAAUUAUGCAGGGUACACUGGUGUGUUUUUAUAAUAUCAUACUGGCUGCGAGUAGGCUUGAUGGAU